AUGACCAUCCACGGCAAACGUGGCCAACAACUAAAAAAUCGGAUACUACUCUAUCCGUGGUUCUCCGCGGAUGCUCAGGAUCACUGUCCGGGGUCCCCGCAUUACAUCACUCGCAAAAGUGGAACCUCGUUCGCCCCCGUCAUUUACUUCAUCUAUUCAAAACGUAAAUUCUUGGAGCAUAUGACCGACCCGAAUCAGUUCCAUUACGUGCAUCGUGCGGGUAGAAGCAAAAAGAGAAGAGGAAAGAACGCUAGUGGUUCGAUCUCCUUGUCGGAUCUGUUGCGCUCAACGCGCGAGGGGCUCGUGUCGUCCGGAUGGUGGGAUAAUUAUCGCGCCGAGGUGGUUCCUGUCAUCGCACAGACUAGGCGAUUGGUACUGGAUAGGCAACAUCCGGACGUAGAGCAAACUGGGCCAGAUAUACGCGAGGUUGGGUUGAGGUCUCUUUGUCUGGGCCUAGGGUCACCCAUUAAGUCCGCAGAAUCCCGUGCGCAAUUGUGCGUGUUGCUAGACCUGUGUGCAGAGCUGGCAAUCACAGGCACAGAUAGAGAGUUGUUCGAUCCGGCAUUUGAAGAGGAGGACAUUCUGGCAUUGCGGGGUUUGGGUCUGGGGAAGGGCGCGCACGUCAUCGACACGCCUACACUCGUGUACAUGCCUCACUGCGGAAUCGGACUCUACGAACGAUUCCUUCGGGCCAAUUGGUCCGGCGAGGGGAUGAAUCGGAUUAUUCUCGUGGCCAACGACAUGGCCGCAUACACCGAGAGGCCCAUGCGGAUACUCGAGGCGAAAACUCCCUGCGUGGCUCGAAUAGCGCCUCGGCUACGAUCAUUGCCGUUCCCGACGAGCAGCAAGUUCCCAGGAGCGUUCAACAAUACGGCCCUGCAAGUGCUUGACGAUAAGAACGGCGGACACACAUGGACACUUGCAGGGUUACCGGAAUACUCGGACGAGGACGGAGAGGAGGGGGAAGUCCGGUAA
Rhizoctonia solani is the source of this 975-nucleotide messenger RNA. Its product is annotated as SRR1-like protein. Lineage: Eukaryota; Fungi; Basidiomycota; Agaricomycetes; Cantharellales; Ceratobasidiaceae. The record is from RefSeq and is a predicted model, not a curated record. Gene Ontology annotation, cellular component: nucleus; cytoplasm. The transcript is spliced from 8 exons. Gene Ontology annotation, biological process: microtubule-based process. The coding region runs from base 1 to 975 and encodes 324 amino acids.